Molecule: messenger RNA, 381 nt
Organism: Parascedosporium putredinis
Lineage: Eukaryota; Fungi; Ascomycota; Sordariomycetes; Microascales; Microascaceae
Source: the annotation of a GenBank genome assembly
AUGCGUUCCUUCAUCGUCGCCUCCCUCGUGGCCGCCGCCACCGCUGCCGUCCACAAGAUCAACGUCGGCCAGGGCGGUCUGACCUUCACCCCGGACUCCGUCACUGCCGAGAUUGACGACAUUGUCGAGUUCCACUUCGUCGGUGGUACCCAUGAUGCCGGCACUCCCGGCAACACCAACGUCUUCCACGUCGUCGUCAACUCCACCGAGCCCCACUUCUACUACUGCUCCGUGGGCAUGCACUGCGCCAAUGGCAUGGUUGCCGUCAUCAACCCCAGCGAGGACCAGACCAUUGCUGCCUACAAGGCUGCCUCCCAGGGCAAGCCCGCUACCGCUCCCAACGCUGUCUAUGGCGGCGAGUUCGGCGAGCCUCUCCCAUAA